Argiope bruennichi is the source of this 2033-nucleotide messenger RNA. RefSeq lists its product as uncharacterized. Lineage: Eukaryota; Metazoa; Arthropoda; Arachnida; Araneae; Araneidae. The transcript has 2 exons. The record is from RefSeq and is a predicted model, not a curated record. Bases 148 to 966 code for a protein of 272 amino acids.
AUAACAUUGCACGGUAAAACGCCGGACGGUUAGGAUGAGACGCUCAGUGUUCUAUUCGAUUGACAGCACCUGCUUGCAUGGAUCUUAACAAAAGGCCUGCUUUUAUGUAUAUAUUUGUGUGAUAGGAAAAUAAUAUAUUUGAACAUUAUGUUGACUGAAUCAGUGUCUGAUCCUCGCCGGGCCAACUGGUUGACCAUUACUAGUAUGUCAGAAGAUGUGUGUUGGCCAGAAGAACCUAGUACAUCCAGACCUAACUGGGAGCUGGAAGCCGAGAUUUUGCGUUUAACCACGAGACUGAUGAUGCGGGAAAGAGAACUCCGCCAAGUCAAGAGUCAGCUGAAGGCCCAGAACGCCAAAAUGCAACAACAGAAUAUCUCCUGGCGACGGAGGAUGGAGGAGAAGGAGGAACAAGUGAAAGAGCUCCUCGUCCAGAAAGACGCGGAGAUGCAAAACAUCGUGUCCCAGCUGCUGCUGUUCGAAGCUGAGCUACGUCGAGAGCAAUCUCGCAUCGAAGACCUCCUCAGCGAGAAGGACGCUCAGAUCGCAUCUCAACAAAAAGAGAUAGAACGCCUCAAGCGUUCUGUGGAGGCGAAAACGACGAGUUUUGUGGACAACAAUUCCCCUGUGAUAAGCAGUGAUUCUGCUUUUAGUUCCUUAGACAACAGUGAUAACAAAGAAAGGUCGAACGGAACCCGGGAUAUUCGGAUUUACGAAGAUGCUCUGUCAUCCGAUUCCCAGUACGCCGUCCAGAAACUUAAAGAUGGAUUGGUGAAAAUUCGCGCCAUCCAGGACGUGACUAAUGUGAAAUCUUUAGACCUUUCUCAUGACAGUGUUACUGGCGAGAAAAAGCGGAUUUCGUACCGGGCUCCGCAAAAAAUGAAGGACUUGAAGGCCAAACGUAUAAAUCCUCAUAAAGUUCACCACAGACCGGUCAUGAGCGAGAUGACUGCCCAAGCUAUCUUGUGAUGUUCUUUUAUCGAGUGACCGCCUGUUGCUUUUUAGUGACUCAAAAGGGGUGCAAUAAUGCCAUCUCUCUUACUUCUAUCAAUUUCAUUUGUGAAGUAUUUCAGCGGAUGAGAGAUGCAUUCCGUUCUAAGCAUAAAAACAAGUUCCUAUUUUGGAUACUUUUUUAAAGAUUCUCAUUUUAAAGUAAACAACGUACUCCUUCCAGCCGACUUUAGUUGUUCAAUUUUAACAAAAUUAAGAAAUUCAUUACUUAUUUCGAAAUGUAUGGAAAAAACAAACAAAACACACACACGCGAUAGAUUGAUAUUAUAUGACAAAAUAAUUAAAUAUAAUUGCAAAAUAAUUAUUUUGUUGCCUACUUUAAUAUAUUGAUUCUAUGUUUUAGAUACAAAAUAUUGACCAUUUCCUUAUAUACUUUGCCAAAUAAUGUAAACAGUAAGGCACUAAUAUUCGUUGCUUCAUUUUUUUUUCUUGCACUUUUCAUUGUUUACUUAGUAAAUAAUACCAAAACUUUACUGUUACAAAUUGUUUACAAACUUUUUAGAGGGAAAAAAAUAAAUAAAAUGUGCACAAUAGAUUUGCCAUCUUCAAUUAGGAUACAUAACAAAUGCAUAUGUUAAAACAACAUAUGAUCAAUUAUUAGAAUUUUAAUGUUUCCAUAUUUGACUUUGUUUUAGAAUUUGGAGUUAAAAAGUAAAUUCGAUAACUGAACUUGGUCGCUGGGAGUCAAUUCAUAAAAUUUCGGCAAUGGAGCAGAAAUAAUACAUUUUGCUUAUUAACUUGUGCAUCUCCAAUAAAUAACAGCAAGAUAAUAUGAACAUAACAGAAGAUUCAUUCUUUUAUAAAGCUUAAUUUCUGGGGGUGAACUGAUCCCCCCCUUCAUCAAACUAAAAAAAGAAAAUCAGUCAAAGCUUAAUUGUUUUUUUUUGUCCAUUGUGAAACAAACACAAUCUUGUGAAGAUCCUGCAGAGUAUAGUCAAUUUUUUAAUGUGUUUGUCACAUGUAUGUGUGUAUAUAUAUAUAUAAAUGCCUUAUUUCUUUGUGUAUGCAUUUUUCAAUAAAAUAGC